GGCUGGCUGUCAGUCACAUUUAUUUGAAUCUGUCAGUCUGUCUUAAUAUGUCUACAUGAUUGUUUAUCUGUUUGUCCCAUCUGCCAGUCUAUGUCUCUGUUUGUCUGUUUGUCUGCUUGUUGAGAAGCUUUUGAAAAAUACCUUACAUGCCUGCCUAACUGUCUACUUGAAAUAGCCAUCAAAUACAUUGCAUUUUGCCAGUCACUGCUGUUACUCCCUUAUUUCUAAUCUUCUCUGAUGAUCAAGGAGACACCAAAACUGCAGUACAAACCAUCUGGUUGUCAGUUUGCUUGUUAGUCUGCUUUUCACUUUUUCUGUCUGUUACUCAUUCACCUCAUUGUUUUUGCAACUAUUGUGGAUCAAGGCACUGCCCUCUUUGUCUGUGCAUAAAGGAGUGUGUUUACAUUUCUGUGAAAGCCUAAGUCUUUGUUAUCAAGAGGAAUGCAGUCACUUAGGUAAAUAAAUUCCAUGCAUAGCCAAGACUUCAUUCUUGCCCAGAAAGGCUUCUAGGCUUACAUUUGCCUUCACCUUACCAGGACUGACUAAUCAAUAUCAUUACUGCAAAAGAACUCGAUUACCUAACGAAGCUGGUUUCUCUUGGCUAAUGGAUGAGCAAGUAUUGAUUGUUCAUUAGCAAACUGUUGAGACAGUAGGAGGGUCUGCACGUGCUCAACUCUCUGAGUGAAUCACCAAUCAGAUAGUCUGAUCUUCAUUGACUGUUUGUUGUCAAAAAAUCACAAAUGGUGAAACUUUAAGUAGCUACAUUGGAUGUGUCGAGUGACAUUAUAUUUGCAAACCAUUGAAAAUAUGUUUGGGUGUGGUUUUACAUCCGGUUUAGUGCAUUUGCAUUUAUAGAUUGCUAUAUAUUAUGUCAUGGAGUCUGUGUGGUCGCCAGGUUGAUGUUACAGAGUGAGUCACUAAGCAGUCAGUGCAAGACAGUGCCUGUGCUGAGUCUGUGGUAGGUAGGAUAUGAAGUAUGAGGCUCUUGUUUCUGUAGCACGGUUUUCUUUAGCCGCCAGGAUAAAUAUAACUAUCAACCCACUAAUGUAUAUCUGAUCUACACAUCUACGUAUAUAGUUAUCUAUGUGUACAGAGGCGUGACGCCCACCGAUUUGCUCCAUUAUACGACUCCCAAUGCGCUCUAUUUCAAGUGCCGUGCGCAUCAUGCCACCGCCGGUCUGAUUGCAGUGUCUCAAUGAGUGUUUACGUUAUUCGCUUGCCAGCAAAUCGCUGCCCGUCUCAAAAGACAACACUUAAUUAAGUGCACCUCGUCUCAGCCCGCUGCACUAGACGGAUUCCCGGAAGGCGCUUCAUUUUGCAGACAAGCUAACUCACUACCGCCGGAGGUCUCUCCAUCUGCACGUGCAAGGUUCAGCAAGAUAGUGCAGACUGCAGUGUCUCUCUCUGCUGCUGCUGCCGGUGCUGCUGCUCGAAUUGGCGGCGUGUGCAGGCACUCACGUGUGUAAUGAAGCUGGCGUUAUUAGGUUUUAGUUGUUGUUUCGCGUUGAGCACGCCUACACUUAGACACGUCGCUGAUACGAUGAUAUUCAUUCUACCCAUUGUAGCCUGAUAGAUUUGCCAUUUGGCUGCAGCCGCGUGGACAGUGUGGUGCAUUAGUAUUGUUUCUCUUUUGUGCGUGCAUUGUCAAGCAGUAUGACAAAGAGCAAUGCGAGAGUGAUGGCGGCGCUGUUGAGGUCGCAUGGUUGGAUUAUGUUGCCUCUUCUCUUGCUGCUGCAGGAGACUGUUUCUUCUCCAACUGGACCAAAGCAAGGGAAGGAUGAGAAGAUGAGAAGAAGCGUUUUUCAAAGCACUGACAAUGAAACGGCCUAUGCUUUUGAUGUCUGGCGGUCGAUUCUCAAUGGAAGUGCAAAGUCAGUUGAGCCAGAGUCGGCAAGUGGAGGAAAGUUGAGAGCACCAGGUCCUCCAGGACCGCAAGGACCUCCUGGACCUCCUGGACCUCAAGGACCUCCUGGGCAUGGCUGGUCACAUAAGGAUUUGGUCGUCAUCUUUGAGAAUUUUCUGAAGACAGACACUUUCCUAGGUCACUUAAAUUGUAAUUCUAAGAAACAGAAGAGCACUACAGUUGAUACAACAGGGACGCCUACUGAGGAUGCAGGAGGUGGGCAUGCAACAGGAUGUCUACCUGGACCACCUGGACCAAAGGGAGAAAAGGGUGAAAGAAGUGACAAGGCCAAGCAAUUAGAAGCAUACUUUACAACGGCAAUCCCAGGCGGAGACACAAUAAUCAAGGCUUUGCCUCAAGUCACCCACGGAUUCACUGUCAGGACAUCUCGGUCUCUUAGAGUUAGGAAACGUACAAUAAUCGAGAUAGAUUUGUUUGAACAUGUUAUUGCUCCUGGCAUGUUCAACCGCGGCUUGUUAUUUGACUCAGCAACAGGCCGAUUUACUGCAAACGUUGGAGGAAUAUAUCAGUUUGAUGCUAAACUGCAUAUUAGCUGGCAUUCGCAAAACAGCCAACCAGCAAACAAGACAGUCUCACAGACACCUACUCACAGUAUGCCUUUCAUAAGAUGCCUCGUAUGCAUCAAUUCAAGAUGUGGUUUGAAUGGGUACAUCCAAGUAUUUCAUGAAGCCGAACCAAGUAAAUCAUUCUUCACAAUAUCUGUAAGAGGAAUGCUCCAUCUUCGGGCCAGGGACUACACUUCGGUGUUCGUCGAGAAUGCCUCACGCCAUAACCUGACUGUCUUGACAAUGAGUUCCUUCUCGGGCAUCUUGUUAGGAGUAUGACUGGUCAAUGUGACAUGGAACACUUAUGUAUUCAUCUUACAGUGUCAGACACAUGUUUAGACUUGCUGUAGCAUUUGUAAAGUACUUUGAAGUUGA
This is a messenger RNA of Corticium candelabrum, 2844 nucleotides long. Its product is annotated as erythroferrone-like. Gene Ontology annotation, molecular function: protein binding. The transcript is spliced from 13 exons. Lineage: Eukaryota; Metazoa; Porifera; Homoscleromorpha; Homosclerophorida; Plakinidae. Bases 1654 to 2748 code for a protein of 364 amino acids. The record is from RefSeq and is a predicted model, not a curated record.